Molecule: messenger RNA, 5473 nt
Organism: Sorex araneus (European shrew)
Lineage: Eukaryota; Metazoa; Chordata; Mammalia; Eulipotyphla; Soricidae
Gene: CNOT12
Product: tankyrase 1 binding protein 1
Exons: 12
Coding region: 166-5040 (1624 amino acids)
Biological process (GO): cellular response to ionizing radiation; double-strand break repair
Cellular component (GO): heterochromatin; nucleus
Source: RefSeq, a predicted model, not a curated record
GGGCGUGGGCCUGGGCGGGGCCGGGGGCGGGCCCCGGCGCGGCUGGCGCGGGGCGCUGACCGCGGCGGCAGCAGCAGCAGCGGCGGCCGCGGGGACUGGCGUCGGGGCGCCGAGCCCGAGCCGUGCGGAGCCCGAGUCCGUGGGGAGCGCGUCCCGCCGUGGGUGAUGAAAGUGUCUACUCUCAGGGAAAGCACGGCCAUGGCUUCCCCACCGCCCCGGGAGCUGGAGGAGGAGCCGGCGGUGGCCGGCUCGGAGCCAGGUGACCCUCCAGCAAAACCCCCCGUCAAGCCGAAACCCCGGGCCCUGCCUGCCAAGCCGGCCCUCCCGGCCAAGCCCAGCCUGCUGGUACCUAUCGGGCCUCGGCCCCCUCGGGGCCCCCUGGCCGAGCUGCCCUCCGCCCGGAAGAUGAACAUGUUGGCGGGACCCCAGCCCUACGGAGGCAGCAAGCGCCCCCUUCCCUUUGCACCGCGAUCCACGGCUGAGGCGGCUCCCGCCGGAGAGACGGGGAAGGAGGAGGUGGGGAAAGAAGAGCUCCCCCCGACGACCCCCCCAGCCCGCUGCCCGGCCCCGGCAGGCGUUCGCAAGGCCCCGGCCCCUUUCCGCCCCUCCUCGGAGCGCUUCGCGGCCUCCACGGUGGAGGAGAUCCUGGCCAAGAUGGAACAGCCGCGCAAGGAGCCCCCCGCCAGCCCCGACCGCCUCUGGGGCUCCCGCCUCACCUUCAACCACGACGGCAGCUCCAGGUACGGCCCCAGGACCUAUGGCGUGGGGCCGGGUACCAGCGACGAGGAAGGCGGGACCCUCUCUAAGGCACGGUCCCAGGAGGGACCGGCCGAGAGCCUGGAAGGACACAGCAAGACCCCCGAGGAGGAGAGGAGCCCCGCUUCGAACCGGGCCUUCAACGGGGAUCUGGGUCAUGAGCAGGCCUGCUCAGAGCCACCAGCCAAUGGUGCCAAGCCCUGGGUGCCCCCCAGCCCCGGCCCUGCUGCAGAGAACGGGGCCUCCCCUGGCGAAGACUCGCUGGAGGAGGACCAAGCUCGCCACGCUCCGCUCCCGGGAGCCCAGAGUCCCGCCGCUUCUCCCCGCCGCCCCUCGACGCCGCCAGCCUCGGCCCCCGGACCCAGCAGCCCUCCUCACGGAGAGGUCAGGGAAGCCCUAGAGGUCUCCGGACGCCACAGCCCCGAGCUGCCCCCGGCUGCCUCGCCCCGGCCCCUGCUGGAGCAGGCCCAGGGGCUCUCGCCACCGCCGAGGACGAUCCCGCCGGGCGCAGAGGCCCCCUCGAGCGACCCUCGCCCCCCAAGCCUGGCCCAGCGGCGGUUUUCUGAAGGCGUGCUGCAGCCGCCCUCUCCGGACCCGGAGAAGCUGGGGGGCUCCCUGGCGGCCCUGCCCCAGUCCCAGGGCAGCCAGCUGGCCUUGGAUCGCCCCUUCGGGAGCGGCGCCGAGUCCAACUGGAGCUUGUCACAGUCCUUCGAGUGGACCUUCCCCUCCCGGCCUUCGGGGCUGGGGGCCUGGCGGCUGGACUCCCCGCCCCCCUCUCCCAUCACGGAGGCCACCGAGGCCGCAGAGGCUGCCGAGGCCGGCGACUGGGCUGUGGUGUCCCCCAGGGAGGAAGGCGCGUCCCCGCAGCAGCGCUCGGCUCCCGAGGGGACAGGACGACCGGGUUCCGGGGUGCAGGCCGAGGACGCGGGCAGCCCCCGGGAGAGCCCGCCUCGGUCCCCAGUGGCCGCCCCUCCGGGACGGACCCUGCUGCAGGCAGAGGAGCGGCGCCAGGAAUUGGGGCCCGUGGCCGGGCAGGCGUCCCUGCUCCCCGGGGCCACCAGGGAGGCCACCCUGCCUGUCCUGGAGCCUGUCGUGGGGCAGCGGCAGCCGGCACCCCCCGACCAGCCCUGCGUGCUCUUCGCCGACUGCCCCCAGCCCGGCCGGGCGCUGCCCAUUGAAGAAGAAACCAUGACCCUGGCCUACGCCGAGACCCUCCGACCCAGGACGGAGCCUCCGGACCCCUCCCAGGCAUCCCCCGAGCCCACGGGCCCUGCCAAUGGCUCCCGCUGGCUGGAUGACCUCCUGGCCUCGCCGCCGCCGCCCCUGAGUGCCGACGGCGCAGGGCGGGGAGCCGGGCCCGAGCCCGAGGACCUGCGGAUCCCUGGGCCCUGUUCCGAGGGACUCCUCGGCUGGUCUCAGAAAGAUCUGCAGAGGGAAUUUGGGAUUGCGACAGACCCCCCUCCCCGCAGUCUGAGCCCUCCCAGCUGGUCCCAGGACCCUUCUCAGGAUUAUGACCUCGGGGUUUCGAGCCCUGGGGGGGACCCAGGCCUAGCCGAGAGGGACUGGUCCAGCCCGCGUGGGCCGCCGGGUGGCGGGGACGGGAGUGCCAGGGAGAGGGCUAGCAGGUGCAGUGCCAGCCAGGAGGAGCCGGACAUUGGCCUCAGCCGGGGAGAUGGGCACGGAGUCGCAGAGCCCCGGGAGCUCGCCGCCCCGGACCGUGUGGUGGGCACGCCAUCAGCCCCGCAGAGUCUGGAGCCGGGGACGCAGGCCUGGGAGUUCUCCACGAGGGGCAGCCGGGCCGUGGAUGACGAGUUCGGGACGCGGGAGCUGACGACGGGCACCUACAGCAGCCAGGACGCCGACCUCCAGGACUGGGAGUUCGAGAAGAGAGAGCCGCUGGGCGGGGAUGCCGGCCGGCCCAGCCCGGAGCCCGGCAGGGACGACCCCCUGGCCAGGUACAGCGGCCGGGAUGCCGACGAGCAGGACUGGGAGUUUGGCCAGCGGAAGCCCUCCCUGGACCCUUAUGGCGGUCGGGGGACCGCGCGGCCCGACCCGGAUUUCGGGACCAGCGCCUGGAUGAGGGAUUAUGGUGGUGAUGGCGGCUCGGGGGUCCUGGGGGUCCCGGGCUCCCAGGAGCGAGGCUUCGGGCCGAGAGCGCUGAGCGCCGGCUUCAGUCCCGAGGACGCCCAGCAGCAGGACGAGGAGUUUGAGAAGAAGGGUCCCAGCGUGGACGCUGGCCAGGCCGGGGAGGCGGGGGGCCUGUUCGGGCCCAGCAGCUCACCGGUGCGGCCCGGGACCCCGGCCCAGGGAGAGCAGGGCAGCUGGCAGGGCAGCAGUGGCAGCCUGGACAGGGGCGGGUGGCAGGGCCAGGUGGGGUUGGGGACCCAAAGCCCCAGCCGGGCAGAGCGGGGAGAUGGAGAGGUGGGGCCCCGGGGCUGGGCCAGCGACUUCUGCCAGGGUGUCGCCUCCCAGCCUGAACCGGCCUUUGGGUCGGGGCAGCGGGCCUGGAGCGGGGAGUUCGGCCGGGAAUCCCCCACCGCCGCCACCACUGCGGAGAGGAACCGUCAGUUCGGCAUCAUCGGCAAUGACCGGGCGAGCGGGGCGGGCCUGGGCCCAUCUGACGAGGUUGGGGGCAGCCCCUUCGCCUCCCCCGAGAAGCCCUCGGCUGCGUCUGUGGACUGGACUGACCAGCUGGGCCUCAGGAACUUGGAGGUGCCCAGCUGUGUGGUUUCCGGGGGUUUGCUCCAGGCCAGGGAGGACACCGUGGGCCAGACGGGCUGGUCAGGCGCGCCGGGCUCCGGUGAGCUGGGCCUGGCCGCCAGUCCGCUGGGGACAGCGGGGGGCCCUGAGGAGGAGCCCCGGGGGGUCGGGGUCGGGGAGAAGGACUGGACCGAUGUCAGCGGGCGGAGCCCGGAGCUGGUGAGAGAGAGCGGCGUGGGGCAGACCGGCUGGUCAGCGGCGGAGGCCGGGGAGUUUCUGAAAUCCAGAGAGCACGGCGUGGGCCAGGCCGACUGGACUCCUGGCCUGGGCCUGAGCGACGUGGCACCGGGUCCCCGGGAGGGCGGGGCAGGCCAGGUGGACUGGGGUGACCAUCUGGGGCUGCGGAACCUGGAGGUGCCCUGCGACCCGGAGCCCGAAGGCUCCCAGGGGCCUCGGGAGUGCGGUGUAGGGCAGACGGGCUGGAGGCAGCACCUGGGGACCCCCAGUGAGGCCAGGGAGCACGGGGUGGGAGAGUUCAGCCAGCUGCCCGAGCCAGCCCUCAGGAGCAACGGCCACCUGUCCCCGGGCCUGGAGGCCAGAGAGCUGGGGGUCGGGGAGACGAGCGGAGCUGAGACCCCCCGCCAGGAAGGCCCCUCGCCCGCCCCGGAGGAACUGCAGCCUGAAGACACGGGAACGGAGCCCGAAGAUGCGUCCAGCUUUGCAGCCAGCCCCGGUGGGUACUCAGCCCGCUCCCCACCCUCGGGCUCCCAGGACCUGCUGGAGGAGAUGCUGGCGGCCAGCAAGGAGGUGGCGGCCUCGCGCCUUCGGCGCCUGUCGGAGGAGGAGGCAGCGGCGGGCACGGUCCCCACCCCAACCGAGUGCCCCGAGCCUGACAGCCGGACCCCUCUGCCUUCCUGGAGACCCCAGCCCGACGGGGAGGCCAGCCGGACGGAAGAGGUGGACGGCACCUGGGGGCCUCCGGGGUCAGGGUCGGGCCAGCAGGCACCUGCUCGGCCUCCUCGGCGGCCCCCCCAGGUUUCAUCCCCCGGCACCCUCAGCCAGGACUUCUCCUUCAUGGAGGACACCGAGAUCCUGGACAGUGCCAUGUACCGGAGCCGCGCCAACCUGGGGCGCAAGCGCGGCCACCGGGCCCCUGCCAUCCGCCCGGGGGGCACCCUGGGCCUGUCGGAGGCGGCCGACUCGGACGCGCGCCUGUUCCAGGACUCCACGGAGCCUCGGGCUUCUCGGCUGCCGUCUUCCGACGAGGAGGUGGCGGAGGAGCCUCAGAACCGCCGCCGGCCGUCUCGGGUCCCCAAGGGGCUGAAAGUCAACCUCUUCCCCGGCCUGAGCCCGGCGGCCCUGAAGGCCAAGCUGCGCCCCCGGAACCGCUCGGCCGAGGAGGGGGAGCCAGUGGAGAGCAAGCCCCACCCGAAGGAGUCGGCUGUGCAGCGCUCCAAAUCCUGCAAGGUCCCGGGGCUGGGGAAGCCCCUUGCCUUACCCCCCAAGCCAGAGAAAUCCUCAGGGUCAGAAGGCUCCUCACCCAACUGGCUGCAAGCCCUGAAGCUAAAGAAGAAGAAGGUCUGAGGGGUCCCUGAGAUCCUUCCCACCUGGACGCCUCAGGCAGGCAGAGUUGUCCCUGCGGGGUCCCAGGAGAGGCGGGAGCCUCCGCCCCUCCUCUGUCUCCCAGGAGCACCCCAGGAGGCGCCUUUAUGCACUUUGUAUCUCCUUCCCCUCCUCCCACCCCCCCAUCAGGCGGCAGCGGUCAGGACUUGGUCCCCUCCUCGCCCCCCUCUCCCUCUCCCCUUCCUCCUCCCGCCUCCUGUGGGGCUUUUUUUUUCUUUUGAUACCAAUUUAUAGCCUUUUUUAUAAAAGCCUUUGAUUUUUUUUGUAAUGAGUGGAGUCCCAUCCCCUCACCCCCACCCCCCACCUCCCCCUCCUCUCCUGACCCUGCCCGGUGCCCACAGAGAGACCAAUGACAUUUUGCCACUUGCAACAAUAAAGUUUUUUUGGGAAUUGG